AUGCGAUCUUUAUCCGUCCUGCCAGUGCUCUCGACACUUUCCCUACUCCUCAACUACGCGCUCCACGCAGCCGCAACCCCGCUCGCAGCUGAAGCAGACAUCUUCGGAGAAAACAGGCUUGAAAAGCGCUGCGAUAAUCCAUGUGGCUAUAAUGACUGGCUUUGCUGUGAGACCGGUCAGACGUGCAGUACCAACAGUGCUCAAGAGGCCGUCUGUGCAGAUAGCAGCAGUGGGGACUAUCAAUAUUACACAACGACCUACGUGCUCACAAAUACCGACCUCACAACUGUUACCUCUGUAUGGAGCAGCCAGAUAGCUGCUACUACAAGCGCGGGCACGUGUAGAGCCGACCUCGGCGAGACGACGUGCGGCACGACUUGUUGCGACGCUGCGCAAGAAUGUGACAAUGGCCAAUGUGUCGCUGAAAGCUCUUCGGCUAUUGUGACUGCUACUGCUACAGGAACAGAUUCCGGGUCAGAAGCCACGCCGGGCGUGCGAGGGACGAGCAAUGGGGCAAGCACCGUGACGGCAACCUCUGCCCCAACCACCACGGAGGGAUUCACAGCGCCGGUUGGAACAGACGGGGCGGAUUUGAUUGGGGCCCAAGCCUCAGGUGGCGGACUGAGUGGUGGUGCCAUUGCAGGAAUUGUCAUCGGCAGUAUUGUCGGUGCGUUCUUGUUGCUACUCCUCUGCGCCUGCAUCUGCUUCAGGGGCGUCUUGGCUGGGUUGCUUGCAGCGCUCGGCAUCGGCAAGAAGCGCCGCAGACAGGAAACAACCUAUGUUGAAGAGCGCCAUUCCCACCACUCGCAUGGUAGUCGGCCUCCUCCUCCUGCUCCUGCCCGGCGAACGUGGUUCGGAUCCAGACCAGCCGCGGAAGGCAGUGACGUUAGCGAAAAGAAAGAGUCCAAAUGGGGCUGGGGCACAAUUGCCAUUAUCUUCGGUGCUCUUGCUCUAUGUUUGGGAUUGAGGAGAUCGAGAGAGCACGACGACGCCAAGACCGAGUCCUCCUACCCAAGUUCAUACUACUACUAUUCCGACUAUUACUCAGGGAGUAGUAGCCGAAGUUCUGACAGACGAACGAGGGAUACGCGACGGUCACGACAGUCGCGCACCCGUCCAUGA
Penicillium roqueforti is the source of this 1122-nucleotide messenger RNA. RefSeq lists its product as uncharacterized. The record is from RefSeq and is a predicted model, not a curated record. NCBI's taxonomy places the organism in Eukaryota, Fungi, Ascomycota, Eurotiomycetes, Eurotiales, Aspergillaceae. The transcript has 2 exons. The coding region runs from base 1 to 1122 and encodes 373 amino acids.